AUUUCUGUUUUGAUUGGAUUUUGAAUUUUAUGCAAUGGUGACCGUGGAUGUGGAGUACUGCGGCGUUUGCAACUUCAAGCUGCAGUGCCAUCUGCUGCGCCAAUUCCUCUUGGAGGCGGCCGGCCCCGGUGUGGAGGUCAACUGUCGUCAGGGCAGACGCGGCUCCUUUGAGGUGACGAUCGACAAGCAGCUGGUGCACUCGAAGCUGGCCUCCCUGGCCUUUCCCGACCACCAGAGCGUGCUCCAACAGGUGCGUCGGGCGGAGAGCGGCGCGCCCGUGGAGACGGUCCAGGCGGCUCCCAUCAAAGAUUGCGCUCUAAUGUGAUUCGAAUACAGAAGGAGUGUGCAUAGAUUUAUUCCUAGAUUAAAAAAAACA
Messenger RNA from Drosophila persimilis, 376 nucleotides. RefSeq names its product migration and invasion enhancer 1. NCBI's taxonomy places the organism in Eukaryota, Metazoa, Arthropoda, Insecta, Diptera, Drosophilidae. The transcript has 2 exons. The coding region runs from base 35 to 325 and encodes 96 amino acids. The record is from RefSeq and is a predicted model, not a curated record.